Scleropages formosus (Asian bonytongue) is the source of this 3030-nucleotide messenger RNA. RefSeq names its product eukaryotic translation initiation factor 4B-like. The record is from RefSeq and is a predicted model, not a curated record. The transcript is spliced from 15 exons. The coding region runs from base 51 to 1799 and encodes 582 amino acids. Lineage: Eukaryota; Metazoa; Chordata; Actinopteri; Osteoglossiformes; Osteoglossidae. Gene Ontology annotation, molecular function: RNA binding.
GCCAAGGCUUCAUCCGGGACUUCCGCGUGCAGUCCGGACUACAGACUAUCAUGGCGGCGUUAGGUAAAAAGAAGAGCAAGAAAGGUAAAACUCUUACCCUCACUGACUUUCUCGCGGAGGACAACAAAGGCAGUGUUCCAAACUAUGCCCCUGUCAAGUCUAGCAGCUGGGCGGAUGACACCAACGACCUAGAUGGAGAGUUCUCCACCUCCUGGAAUUCAGAUGAUGUGUACCGUGCGCCUCCGAUUGACCGCUCCAUCUUGCCUACGGCGCCCCGGGCCGCACGUGAGCCCAAUGUGGAUAGGUCACGUCUCCCCCGUAGCCCACCUUACACAGCCUUCCUGGGGAACCUCCCAUAUGAUGUCACAGAGGAUUGCAUCAAAGACUUCUUCCAUGGGCUUAAUAUCAGUGCAGUGCGUCUGCCCAGGGAACCCAGCAAUCCGGAGCGACUGAAGGGUUUUGGUUAUGCUGAGUUUGAUGAUGUUGAAUCUUUGCUGCAGGCACUCACAUUGAACGAAGAGAAUCUUGGAAGCCGAAGGAUCCGAGUUGACGUAGCUGAUCAGUCCAAUGACAAAGAGCGAGACAGCGGUUUCAUGUCUGGACGGGACAGGGAUAGGGACAGGUUUGAUGGGGGCCCUGAUAGGACCGACUCUGACUGGCGCGCUCGGCCUAGCACAGAUAGCGACGAUGGACCAAGGAGAGACGGCAACUUCUCAGAGCGGUCACGGGACCGCUAUGAGACAGACAAGUUUAGAGAUGGACCAAGGCGGGACAGGUAUGAUGAUCGCUAUGAUGGUGGCAGAGACCGGUACCGGGACAAGUACGAUGAGCGGGAGCGCAGAGACUAUGACAGAGGAGGUUUUGACUCUUACAGUGGGGGCCGUCGAACCUUCGGUAGCAGUUUUCGCCGUGAUUAUGAUGAUCGGCGUGAUGACAGCCGUCAGUGGGAUCGCUACGGUGAUCGAGAAGACCGGUAUGAGCGGCGUGAGGAAAGAGAACCUCCCCAGCGGCCUAGGCUGAACCUGAAGCCCCGCAGUGUUCCUAAGACAGAGGAGCUGGGCUCUGCUUCUGACAGUCAAUCCAGCAGAGCCUCCAUAUUUGGAGGUGCCAAACCAGUGGAUACGGCAGCAAAGGAGAGGGAAGUUGAAGAGAGGCUGAAGAAGGAGCAGGAGAAACUUCAGAAACGAGUGGAAGAGGACAAAGGCAGACCACGAGAGAGGGACUCUAGCUGGCGCAGUGAUGAUCUGUCUGCUGAUCGCACCCGAACAGGAGGCUUGCGGCAGAGGGAGAAUGAGCCCUCUUUGGAGAAUGAGGUGUCUGGUGGUUGUGACCAGGAAUCUUGCUCUACUGGCAAGCAGGAUGGGGUGCCCCUUAAGAUGAUGCCAACACCACCUCCCAAGGAGAAUGGCUGCACACGACGGAGUGAGAGCUGUUCCCCCGAUUCACUGUGUAAUGGACCCCCACAGCUCACAAGUUCCUCAAAUUCAGUGGAAGAAAAAGUGCUUAAGACAAGCAAAGAUAAGAACAUGGUAAACGGUUUGCAGAGGAACCAAGGACAGACUGGACCUUCUGGAUCAGGCAGGCUGAGAGGAGAUGCUGCCAGCAGAGAUCGAAGGAAGGAGGCAGACAGAAGGGAUGGAAGAAGGGAGUGUGACCUCAGAGCAGCUCCAGAGCUAAAGCAAUAUGAGGAAUUGCCCAGUGCUCAAUUCAGCUCAGCCAGUAAAUAUGCAGCCUUGCUACUGGAUUGUGAACAAGGAGAUGAUGCAGAAGAGAACAUGGAACGACAGGCAUAUGAAUAAAGCAGAUAAGCAGUGGAAAAUAAAUAUAUAUCAUUCUGAGAAUUUCUUGGAGAGUUACUUCCAUACCACCCCUUUCCAUCUUCGAGACUGUUAUCUGAAAAAUAGGUUAAAUAUUGGACUUGUUUCUACUUUUUCAUAAAAAGAAAAAUAAGGAAUGAGCUGAUUUUGUGUAAGUGUGUGUAAGAGCUUGUCACAGUCCAACUGUGUGCCACAUUUCUUACAUGGACAGUGUUUCCCUCCUUGUAAGAUGGCUGAGAUGUUAAGGAAUUGUGAUUAUUUCACAAAAAUUGUCCUGAGAGUACUCUACUGUUCAAGGAGUCUUUUUCAGUGUUAGUGGGACCAUACUGAUGAAAGUGUAAUGAAACUGUACUCUAAAGAACAUUGUAGGAACAUUUUUCAUUUUUUCAGACAAUUUUUUUUCUUCCAGUUGAUUUAAUAGUCUCCUUUGUAGUUAAUCAGGCUUGUGUGUGUGUCUGUGCUCAUUAAAUUAAUGUUAUGUAACAAUCCAAGACUACAACUCAUUAAAUUUCAUUACCUAUAAUUUUUAAUGGUGAAUUGAUUUGUUUUGCAGUUAUUAAUGGCAAGUUAUUUUCUGUUGAAAUAGUUGUACAUAGUACUGGGAGUGUGACAAACAUACUUUAAUGGGGGCAGUAUAAUUUGAUAUAGUUUUUAAAAUGGUUGUCAAGUAUAAAAAACAUCUAUUGUGAUUUCAGUUGUACUUGUGUCCUCUGACAUAGACCAGCACCUUUUGGCCCUAUGGCCAAAUGUCUCGGCAAACCUCAGUUUUUAAUUCAAGAAUCUCCUGAAGCCAACCAAAUGUUGGAAGGUGACCACUCAACAGCUGCUGGUCCCGUGUGUCACAGUUACAAUGAUAUUUUAAGUGUCUUCUGUCUUCAAAAUAGUCUGUGUUCCAAUGCAGUUCACAGGCUUUCAUGCUCUUAGUCUGUGUGUAUGGAUUGAAUCUGUAGCUUGUAAAGUAUAAUAACUUUAAUUAUGAAAAGUUUAGCUUUCUAUGCAAACUUUAAGUAUUGAGUAAAAUUUGUAGUUUUGGGUGUCAAGUCUAAACCCAUCUUUCCUAAGGUUACACUGCUGAAUGGCUGCAUAUGUAGCCGAAUGUCUUGGCAUACAAACCUCAUUCUGUGAACUGUGUUGAAAAAAAGGAAAAUUAUGUAAGGCUCUUUAUUUGGGAAAUGAACUUCCUGAGGAAAUAAAAAUGACUAAAACAAACAAA